Molecule: messenger RNA, 679 nt
Organism: Panonychus citri (citrus red mite)
Lineage: Eukaryota; Metazoa; Arthropoda; Arachnida; Trombidiformes; Tetranychidae
Gene: RpS18
Product: 40S ribosomal protein S18
Exons: 4
Coding region: 155-616 (153 amino acids)
Biological process (GO): translation
Cellular component (GO): small ribosomal subunit; cytosol; ribosome
Molecular function (GO): RNA binding; structural constituent of ribosome
Source: RefSeq, a predicted model, not a curated record
AGUUAAAUUUCGCGCAAAAUUUUUCUUCUUCAGAGAUCAUCAGGUGUCGCUCUUUCCGGUCCGGAAAGCGGAAACAGUUUACUUUUUGAUGCUGUUGAAUUUAUUUAGAGAUUGUUUUUUUGGUGUUUUGAUUAAUUUAAUUUAAUUUAACAAAAUGUCUCUUAUUAUUCCUGCUAAGUUUCAACACAUUUUGCGUAUCAUGAAUACCAAUAUUGAUGGUCGGCGAAAGGUUAUGUUUGCCUUAACCUCAAUCAAGGGUGUUGGUAGACGAUUCUCUAACAUUGUCUGUAAAAAGGCUGAUGUUGACCUUAACAAACGUGCUGGUGAACUUUCAGAAGAAGAGGUUGAGAAGUUAGUUACCAUCAUGUCUAACCCUAGACAAUACAAGAUUCCACAAUGGUUCUUGAAUAGGCAAAGAGAUAUUAAGGAUGGUAAAUUCAGUCAAGUAACAUCUAACUCUUUGGAAACUAAGAUUCGUGACGAUUUGGAAAGAUUGAAGAAGAUCAAGGCUCACAGAGGUCUUCGUCAUUACUGGGGUCUGAGAGUUCGUGGUCAACAUACCAAAACUACUGGUAGAAGAGGACGAACCGUUGGUGUAUCUAAAAAGAAGGGUUAACCUUACACACUUAUACAUUUAUUAUUUCUGUGUACUUGAUUAAACAUGAUUUAAUCACGAUAA